AUGACGGCCACGGCCAGCGCUGGUGGCAGCCACAGACUGGCCAGCAGCAAGGAGGAGAGGAAGUUAAGGAAACCCCUCAUUGAGCGGAAGCGCAGGGAAAGGAUUAACAACUGCCUGGACCAGCUGAAGGAGACUGUUGUGGGGGUGUUUCACCUGGAUCAGACUAAGCUGGAAAAAGCAGACAUCCUCGAAAUGACGGUGAAGCACCUCCAGAACAUCCAGAGCAGCAAGCUGAUGGCUGACUCCAAAGUGGGUCUGGAAGCCCAGCAGAGGUACAGCACGGGGUACAUCCAGUGCAUGCAUGAGGUGCACAACCUCCUCCUUACCUGCGAGUGGAUGGACAAGACCCUCGGGGCACGCCUCUUAAACCACCUGCUGAAAUCCUUACCCAGGUCUGGAGAAGACACCUGCAAAGCAGCAGUAAGGUCUUCGAGCCCAUCUCAGCAGCCUCUCCUGAGGCCAAAAAGUCCCCUGAGCCUGAAGGGGAGCACUCGGGGCACAAACCCAUCCCAGGAGCGUCUGUACCCCACAGAGAACAAGCAGGCUUUGAAAAAUCCCUUCCAGCUGCCACCGCUGUCGGUUUUCAGCCAGGUUGAUGCUGCUCCUCCCAGACAAGUCUUGCAGCCAAAUUUUUCCCAUAAUAACCCUCGGAUUGGGUCGUUAGAUAUGUGGAGACCAUGGUAA
Colius striatus (speckled mousebird) is the source of this 684-nucleotide messenger RNA. RefSeq names its product transcription cofactor HES-6-like. The record is from RefSeq and is a predicted model, not a curated record. Gene Ontology annotation, biological process: anterior/posterior pattern specification; regulation of transcription by RNA polymerase II; regulation of neurogenesis. Bases 1 to 684 code for a protein of 227 amino acids. Gene Ontology annotation, cellular component: nucleus. Gene Ontology annotation, molecular function: DNA-binding transcription factor activity, RNA polymerase II-specific; protein dimerization activity; RNA polymerase II cis-regulatory region sequence-specific DNA binding. The transcript is spliced from 4 exons. Lineage: Eukaryota; Metazoa; Chordata; Aves; Coliiformes; Coliidae.